Molecule: messenger RNA, 2871 nt
Organism: Drosophila biarmipes
Lineage: Eukaryota; Metazoa; Arthropoda; Insecta; Diptera; Drosophilidae
Exons: 4
Coding region: 562-2682 (706 amino acids)
Source: RefSeq, a predicted model, not a curated record
CCGACGGUUAAACAUAACGUCCGUGAAUUUCGACUCGAAAAGCGGCUUUCUCGCGCGCUCCCCUUUUUUUUAACGUGUAUGUGUUGUGUGUGCUUGGCGUGCGGCUAACUUUGUUGUCGUCGUUCUGGAGUGUUGUUGCUGUGGCAGCAACGUGCGACGCGCGCCUUAAUAAACAAAAAUAAUACUCAUAUCCCACGGAGAUUGUUUGAAAGCCAGGUGCAUAACUAGUUCUAAAAGUGGCCAGUGUUUUUGCAUUACUCGUAGCUCCUAAUCCCGAACUGCUUGCCAUUAGUAAUCUGGUAAUUGCUGCACCUGAAACAAGAGGGAAGAAGGCCCCGCAGCAACGCGAGGAGUGAGGAAAUCAAAGUAGGAACCACAACCACAAUUCUGUCAAGCACUGGACUUACAAUCCCACCCAAGAACCCCAAAAGCCAAGAUCACACAGGCUUUGCCUUUUGCCGAGUCGAAUGUCACCUGGUGUGAGCUCAAUUCAAAUCAUUUUGGUAUACCUUCCUAGCAGGACUACACAUAAUAUAAUUUGAAAAUAAAAUUCCAACCGAGAUGCCGAAUAAAAAAUUUCCAAAAAUGUCGCAGGCGCAACUAAAACUUUUGAUAAAGAAGCAAAAUCAGAAUUUUGAAAAGACCAUGAUUAUUCUUCAGCCGCCGAGGUAUAUACAGCAGCCGCCGAUUAGGGAGUUCAGGCGCGGAUCGCACUCGGUUUCCCCCAAGAAGCCCCCCAAAACGGAGGCUCGUCCCGUCCCUCCACCUCGCAAUUUGGAGAAGCCCAUCACUGUCCUUCAGCCGCCGAAGUCUGCACAACAGCCGCCGAUUGUGGACUUCAACCGGGGAUCGAACUGGGCUUCCCCCAGGAAGCAGACCGAACCGGAGGGUUGUUUUGUAGCUCCAACCGAGAAUUCUGAAAAGCCCUUCAGUACUCUUCAGGCGCCAAGGUAUGUACGUCGACCGCCGGUCAGGGAGUUCAACCGGAAAGCUAAUAGACCGAAGGUUCGACUCGAGACUCCAACUCAAAAUUUUGAGAAGCCCAUCACUAUACUUCAGCGGUCGACUUGGGUUCCCCGCCAGAAGCAGACUAGGCCGGAGGUUCGUCCUGAAACCCCAAAUCAGAACUUUGAGAAGCCCAUCACUAUACUGCAGCCGCCGAUUAGGGACCUCAACCCGGGAUCGAAUAGGGUUUCCUGCGAGAGGCAGGGUAAACCGAAGGUUCCUCCUGAAACUCCAACUCCUGAAACAGCAGGAGGAUGGCAGCAUGUCGACGAUGUGGGGGUGCUGGUGCUACAGAAGGUGCAGGUCAGUCAGGUUGAGGAAAAGGAGCAGAACCCCAAGAAUGAUGCCAAGCAAUGGGCACAGAACCCGAAGAAUGAUGACAGGCAAAAACAAAGGAGACCGAAGAAUGCUACCAAGCUACUGAAACAGAACUUGGAGAAUGAGGCCAGGCAGGGAGAGCAGGGCCUGGAGGAGGAUGACCAGCAGAGCUCCAAGAAGCAAGUCAGGCGCAAGAAACGUGCACUUAACAAAACCCGUGGUAAGGAUGGAAAGGAUCGGCAGAAGACUCGUCGGAAUCAGGAGCAAGCUGCUAGCGAGGACUCGCCUCGGUAUCGAGUCGGCCUCAGCCAGGAUGAAUCCGGAUCCCUCAGCUCUUCUGUGUCAUCGUCAUCUGCCUCGAGCAGUGGUCCAAAAGCGGAUGAGCCCCUUGCCAAUUUUCCGAGCCUCGAGACACUGCACAAAACUGCCUGGAGUUUCUUUUCCCAUCCCCAUUACAAACCGGUAGAGACGCCGCCCUCGACCGCGGUGCCCAUAACACCUCGGGCCAGGGAGACCGAUCAGAAGGAUUUGGAUUCGAUUCCCCUCCAACCGCCGCCCUUGAACCUGAGGGCCCUUAACCAGGCCUUCGAAAACUUGGCUGCUUCGAAUCCUUGGAGGCAGGAGUCCCGGGCAGAGGAGCCCCUUCGACCGCGACCGGGACGCAGCAUCUUCGAUGAAUACAUAACGCCCCAUUUUAAGCUCACUCGGGAGCAGAAGCUUCGCCUGCAGGCGGUCGUCUCGCAGGAGGAUAUUCCGCUGGAGGAGGCCCUCUUGGCCGUCAUCCAGGAUCUGCGCAAGGAGCGGCUGGCCCGGGAAUCGGCAGCAUCUCCAGCGGCAGCUGACAGUGGCCCCAACAUGCAGGGAUAUCCGCCGCCGAACCGCCACUUCGGUGCUCAUCCAUACGAGGUGCAGCCGGAAUAUGGUUACUACUCGCAGCCGGCAAAUGGUUACUAUCCGCACCCUGAAAAUGGAUUCUACAUGCAGUCGGGAGAUGGUUUCUACAUGCAGCCGGGAGACGACUUCGGCUUCCAACCGCAGCCGGGAUGUGGCUAUUCCCUAGCCUAUGAUCCCUAUUCCCACCCCGGUCAGGUCUACCCAAUGCAUCCGCAGCAGGUCUAUCCGAUGACUCACCAGCUGGUCUAUCCGAUGACUCACCAGCCGGUCUGCCCCGUGCCUCAGCAGCCGCAACCGAAGUGGGAUUCUACACCACCAGAUUUUAUGCGUCCCCAGGAGGUUGACUUCGUAUCGGGCUUCAUCAGGGACUUCAUGCCGGACAUCCUGGGGGCACCUGACUUCAGUGCCAGCUCCUCGAGUCGCUCCAGCCCCUCCAGCCAGUCGAGCCGCGGCAGCAUGCUGUGAGUAGCCGGCGGGAAAUAGGAGUACUGUAGCAUACAUAUCGUUGUUCAACCCAUGUCAGCGAACGAAAAUUGAUGCCAGUCCGGAUUGGAGGGUUUUAUAAUGUACAAGAACAGAAACUGAGUACUGCAGCACACUUCAUUUUUCAUCUGUGUAUGUCUUAAUAAACGAACAUUUGUGAUGUAACAUAAA